Messenger RNA from Dermatophagoides farinae (American house dust mite), 1365 nucleotides. NCBI's taxonomy places the organism in Eukaryota, Metazoa, Arthropoda, Arachnida, Sarcoptiformes, Pyroglyphidae. The record is from RefSeq and is a predicted model, not a curated record.
GUUUUGUGUGUGUGUGUGUGUAAAAAGGAAACGAAUGUUUGAUUUUAAUCACUAAAUAUUUGAAAAAUUCUCUGAUUUUGUUAUUACAUCGAAAAAGACAACAACAACGACAACAACAACAACAUCGACUACGAAUGUAACAAUGUCACAUUGGGAACGACAAUUCUUCAUCAUAACACGGACGAUUGGAUUAAUUUUGAUUUAUUAUUCAUUUUCAAUUGGAAUCACAUUCUAUCAGAAAUGGUUUAUCAAACGUUUCCAUUAUCCAUUGAUUAUUGUUGUUUGUCAUUUGAUCAUCAAAUUCUUGUUGGCAUCAUUAUUUCGUUUGAUAUAUCGACAGACAACUGGCAUAACAAGAAUUACAUUACAUUGGAAAGAUAAUGUUCGUCGAAUAUCAUUACCAGGCAUUGCUUCAGCAUUGGAUAUUGGAUUUUCCAAUUGGAGUUUUGAAUUCAUAACGAUCUCAUUGUAUACAAUGACUAAGUCAACAUGUAUCAUAUUUAUACUUGCAUUUGCAUUAUUAUUAGACCUCGAAAAAAAGCGAUUAUCGUUAAUCGUCAUCGUAUCCUUGAUAUCAAUUGGUCUCUUUAUGUUUACCUAUAAGUCAACACAAUUUCAAUUGAAUGGAUUUUUACUUGUACUUAGUGCAUCGAUGCUUAGCGGCCUUCGAUGGACAUUAUCACAGAAAUUGAUGCAACGUAAAGAAAGUUGUAUGUCAUUAAGCCAUCCAAUCGAUAUGAUGUAUCAUAUACAACCAUGGAUGAUUAUUGGUCUAUUACCAUUGGCAUUAAUUUUCGAAAUAUUACCAGCCAUACAUUAUAUUAAUCAUCAUCAUCCUGUUACAUUGAAUAAAAAUGAUUUUCCCACAUUGGAAAUGAUACCAGAUUUUUGGCAUCUAAUAAUGAUUGGUUCAUUUCUAGCAUUUUUAAUGGAAUUUUCUGAAUAUCUAUUGUUAACAUAUACAUCUAGUUUAACAUUAUCAAUGGCCGGUAUAUUCAAGGAAAUUUUUACAUUAUAUUUAGCCGUAAAUUUUAAUGGUGAUCAAAUGAGUUUAACCAACUUUAUAGGAUUAAUCAUUUGUUUAAUGGGCAUUAUUAUUCAUGUUAUGCUUAAAGUGAUGGAUUCAUAUUCAGCUAUAGAUUCAUCGUUAAAAAAUACAUUAUUUAUCAACAAAGAUGAUAAAUCAAUUGAAUCAAAACGAUUGCUUGGUGGUAUUAAUGGUGGUGGUGGUGGUGAUGAUAAUAAUAGUGAUAUUAUUCAUUUUGAUAUUGUUCCAAAAAUUGCCUGUGGUGGUAACAAGAAGAACAAUAAUAAUAAUAAUGAUUCCAGUGACAAUCUAAUUUUUGGGGCCAAAUCCAUCUGAGA